Salvia splendens (bonfire salvia) is the source of this 1012-nucleotide messenger RNA. Its product is annotated as expansin-B15. Lineage: Eukaryota; Viridiplantae; Streptophyta; Magnoliopsida; Lamiales; Lamiaceae. Gene Ontology annotation, cellular component: extracellular region. The coding region runs from base 23 to 799 and encodes 258 amino acids. Gene Ontology annotation, biological process: sexual reproduction. The transcript is spliced from 4 exons. The record is from RefSeq and is a predicted model, not a curated record.
UCUCUCAUUCCAAUUCUCUUGCAUGCUCAUGGCUUCUCUUUUCACUCAUUUAGCUUUCUUCACCCUCUUGGCUAACUUUUGCUAUGGCUUCAACCCGAGACUUCUAGCUGGAUCCGGGGGAUGGUCUUCCGCCCGAGCUAGUUGGUAUGGAAAUCCUUCCGGUGCAGGAAGUGACGGGGGUGCAUGUGGAUAUCAAAAUGCUGUUGAAGAAGCACCAUAUUCUUCACUAAUAACAGCGGCUGCUUCUUCUCUAUACAAAUCAGGCAGCGGUUGUGGAACAUGUUAUCAGGUGAAAUGUACUUACGCUGAGGUUUGCUCCGGUAAGCCGGUGACCGUGGUUAUAACCGAUGAGUGCCCUGGCUGUGACUCACAGUCAAUCCUGUUUGAUUUAAGUGGGACCUCGUUUGGAACUAUGGCUAGACCUGGUGGAGAAGGUCAACUUAGAAAUGUUGGAAUCGAACAAAUUCAGUAUAAAAGAGUGAACUGCAACUUCCCCGGAGCAACCGUGUCAUUCCGGGUCGACCCGGGUUCCAACCCGAACUACUUUGCGGCCGCAAUAGAGCACGAAGACGGAAAUGGGAUCGCCGGAGUUGAGCUGAAACGGGCGGGGUCGGGCGGCACAUGGAUCAAAAUGCAGCCGUCGUGGGGGGCUGUUUGGAAGGCCGAUUUGCCAAACAAUUACCCGGCGCCCUUCUCCGUUCGGCUCACUGGAAAUUCGCAGAAGAAGAUUGUCGCCAACAAUGUUAUUCCUGCCAAUUACUCGCCCGGGAAAACUUACAGAUCAGUUGUCAAUUUUUAACUAAGAACAAUUAAUAAUACUAUAUAUAGUAGUUACUCCAUUAAUUAGAGUAAUUAAAUGACAGAUUAAGAAGAAAAAAGUUGUCGUAGAAAGUGUAUGACAUGCACUUUGUCGAGCAGACGGAUCUUUUAUCUGAUCUUGUCUAGCGUUUUCAAGUUUAGUUGUUAUGUUUUAAUAAAGAUAAAUAUAUAUGAUUUCUGUGUUUUUCUAUGA